AUGUCAGUCGCACCCCAGAUUUCAGUCCGCCUUGCCAUCGCAUUCACCGUCUUGAAACAUAAGCCGAAGGACCAGUCCAUCCCAAGUUAUCUCCUGGGUCUUCAGUCCCUUUUUUCUCUGUCCAACGAUAGCCAGGCAACGUGCGGUGAGGACGCGUGGAGGAAUCAUGCGCUCUCUCUAGAAAGAGAACUUGAGUCCUUGAAACAAAAGCGGGAAGACGAUGAAACAGAACUCAUUCGUCUGCGGCAAAACGCGACCAAGGACAUGCCAGACGACUCGGACGCUGCUCCCUCAAAAAAGAAAACGAAGAAGGGUGGUAAAGCUCAGGAGCUUCAACUUCAGGACGAUGACUGGCCUGCAAAACGGGAAGAACGCCUCAAUGCGACGGGCCAAUCAUCACCGUCCCUCGCCGCAGCAUUCACCUCCCUUCGAAGUGUUCUCAACUCAGUAAGUCCGCAGACAGGUGACGACCCACCACACAACUCGCGCCUACUAGCUGCGAUUACACGCACAAUUGACACCAUUGGUAAAUUCCUAGGCCUCCAAAAUAUUUCGACGUCUUCUGUUCCAUCAGAACUUAAUGAGUUGAGAAUCGCAAUGGCCUCCCCACUCCUGGUGUAUGUCUUGCGCAUCGCUCUUCCAGCCCUCUUCUACCAAGACAUCAGAAAUUCCUGCAGUGUUGCUGUAUCCCGCCUGAUCGAUGCCCUAUUCGUCCCCGUUGUCUGCAGCUUCACUCUCGUAUCCCGUGCACACGUCAUGCACCAUGUAGACACCAGCUUGGCUAAGAAGACGUCGAAAAGUCGCAAAGGAAAUGAGAAGGUACCGAAACCUCCAAGCCAGAUACCUGACGUUCGUAUGGACCUCUUGACUCUUCUCGACGAGGCGCUGAACACGUUAGACUCAAUAUCACCCUGCCACUCUGGGUAUACGGCUGGCAUCAGGGAGCGCAUAGCAUUAGAGUCGAUUCGGUCUCUAGAGUCGUUGUACUCUACAGGAAUCACUGUCAGUGCCGACGGAACUAUGGACAACGCAACCCUGGAGGACGCGUCUCAUGGUCCAGAAUCAUCGCAGGCGUCGCAUCCACACAGACGGAGAACUGUGCUCAGUAGAAAGGAUAGGCUCGAGGCUCUCGCGCGGAAAGAUGCGACGUGGUAUCUGUGCCACAUACUCAACUCUUCCAUGAGCACAGGUGGACCGAAAGACGGGCCUGGAUCUAUGCUCAACGGUGCUCUUUUGGAUGGUGCUGCAAGAAUUGUGAAGAUGUGCAUCUCGAUGGACUGUGACGGUGUUGCGCGAGUUGGAAGGAGUUGCGUCAUGGAUGUGAUGUGUCGAAAUAUGGUCUUGGCCGCUUGUGAAAAGAUAUUCAGUGCCCUACCUCAAGAGAACCCUGGGCUGUAA
Messenger RNA from Suillus subaureus, 1398 nucleotides. RefSeq lists its product as uncharacterized. The transcript has 5 exons. Gene Ontology annotation, biological process: DNA recombination; meiotic DNA double-strand break formation. Lineage: Eukaryota; Fungi; Basidiomycota; Agaricomycetes; Boletales; Suillaceae. The record is from RefSeq and is a predicted model, not a curated record. Bases 1 to 1398 code for a protein of 465 amino acids.